This is a messenger RNA of Homalodisca vitripennis (glassy-winged sharpshooter), 3769 nucleotides long. Its product is annotated as thyrotropin-releasing hormone receptor-like. The record is from RefSeq and is a predicted model, not a curated record. Bases 12 to 1364 code for a protein of 450 amino acids. Gene Ontology annotation, cellular component: plasma membrane. Gene Ontology annotation, molecular function: G protein-coupled receptor activity. Gene Ontology annotation, biological process: G protein-coupled receptor signaling pathway. The transcript is spliced from 6 exons. Lineage: Eukaryota; Metazoa; Arthropoda; Insecta; Hemiptera; Cicadellidae.
CACAAUAUGACAUGGAUGACUACGAGCAGACCCUGUCAGAGUUAAACUAUUCCCAGUUCAACUCGACCGCCUCGUGGAACCACACCGUACUGCUCCAGUGGCUUAGGAGACACCGUCACUACUACGAGCAUGAGCUGGUCCCUGAUGAGUGUUUCCCUCUGUUGGACAUCCUGGAUCUCUUCCACCUCUACUACAUCCCCGCUAUCAUCCUGGUGGGACUGGUGGGGAACCUUCUGUCAUGUAUCGUGUUCCUCAACACCCAUCUCAAGAUGCGGAGUUCCAGCUACUACUUAGCGGCCCUCGCCACGGCCGACUUUGGCUUCCUCGCCACACUCAUGAUGGUCUGGCUCAACAACAACCUGGGAGUACAGGUAUUUAAUAAGGACGGCUGGUGCCAAGGUCUGGUCUACCUCAGCUCUGUGUGCAGUUUCUUGAGCGUCUGGCUGAUUGUGGCAUUCACCGUGGAGAGGUUUAUCGCAGUGCAGUAUCCGCUACAUCGACCACACAUGUGUACAGUGGCACGAGCAAAGACUAUAGUGAUGUCUCUCACACUGGUGGCGCUGGUAAGUCACGCUUACAGCUUCGUCACGGCCGGCAUAAACGUACAGGGUGUCUGCGACCUGCGGGAAGGCUACCACGAGACGAUGAGAGUCAUCAACAUCAUCGACUCUUUCCUGACCUUGAUCGUGCCUCUGGCCCUGAUCAUCGUCAUGAACACCAUGAUCACUCGCAACCUGAUCCGCUUCAGUCGACGCUUCAAGCAACAAGGAUCGGAGUGCAACGACCGGUCAGACUUUGUUCUGCAUCCCUUACACUCGAGCAGUUCAAACAACCGUAAACCAGCUUCGCAGCAAUCAUUCCAUUCUUCAGCUUCCAGACAUCAGCAGGGUUCCACGGCAAGCCAGGCUAGCCAGCCGCCCAGCCGUCUGGGCACUACAGGUAGUCGACACCAACCCUCCCACCCACCACUCACGCCCACUUCCCACCACAUCAACACGGACUUGGCCACCAGCAAAUGUAUCCCUAUACGGUCGUCCAGCAGAAAUGUCGCAUCCACAAGAACGCAACAAAGUAUUACCAAGAUGUUACUUCUCAUAUCUUCAGUGUUCGUACUACUCAAUCUGCCCAGCUACGUGAUCCGGCUGUACGUGUUUGUUUGCUUCUCCCUGUGGCGACAGACGACCCCGGACACUCUGUGGUGCAUGCAACAGUUCUUCAUGCUGCUCUACUACACCAACUUCAGCAUCAACUUCCUGCUGUACUCCAUGUGUGGCAUCACGUUCCGUCGAUGUCUGUGGCAGCUGAUCCGCAACAAGCUCAAGAUUGUCACGCGCUACCAUUGUGACAUUCUCAUCCACAGAUGAGGCCCGCAGAUGUACAUGGACUCGCUAUAAAUAUCGUCGAUGUCUGUGGCAGCUGAUCCGCAACAAGCUCAAGAUUGUCACUCGCUACCAUUGUGACAUUCCCAUCCACAGAUGAGGCCCGCAGAUGUACAUGGACUCGCUAUAAAUAUCGCCGGUGUCUGUGGCAGCUGAUCCUCAACAAGCUCAAGAUUGUCACUCGCUAUCAUUGUGACAUUCCCAUCCACAGAUGAGGCCCGCAGAUGUACAUGGACUUGCUAUAAAUAUCGCCGGUGUCUGUGGCAGCUGAUCCGCAACAAGCUCAAGAUUGUCACUCGCUACCAUUGUGACAUUCCCAUCCACAGAUGAGGCCCGCAGAUGUACAUGGACUCGCUAUAAAUAUCGUCGAUGUCUGUGGCAGCUGAUCCGCAACAAGCUCAAGAUUGUCACUCGCUACCAUUGUGACAUUCCCAUCCACAGAUGAGGCCCGCAGAUGUACAUGGACUCGCUAUAAAUAUCGUCGAUGUCUGUGGCAGCUGAUCCGCAACAAGCUCAAGAUUAUCACGCGCUACCAUUGUGACAUUCUCAUCCACAGAUGAGGCCCGCAGAUGUACAUGGACUCGCUAUAAAUAUCGCCGGUGUCUGUGGCAGCUGAUCCUCAACAAGCUCAAGAUUAUCACGCGCUACCAUUGUGACAUUCCCAUCCACAGAUGAGGCCCGCAGAUGUACAUGGACUCGCUAUUAAUAUCGCCGGUGUCUGUGGCAGCUGAUCCGCAACAAGCUCAAGAUUGUCACUCGCUACCAUUGUGACAUUCUCAUCCACAGAGGAGGCCCGCAGAUGUACAUUGACCUGCUAUAAGUAUCGUGGGGGCUUUUUAUUCGUCGAUUAACUCUAAUGUUAAAGAGCUAAUCUAAUGUUAAAGUCUUUGAGUUACUUAAACAUCUGGUGAUGUAUGUAAACGCUCUACAACAAUGAUCAUGUUUUCAUUCGCAAUUUAUCCGAUAUUAAAUAAAAAUUAUAACCACAAAUUUGCCUGGACUCGUUAUAAUUAUCUUCGGGCCUCUGCUAUUCGACGGUUAAUCCUAAUGACAGCAAUUAGUCUUUCGCUACUAUUGCUUUGUUCCUAACUUCAUAUGAGACUCAUUGAGCAUUCACUAUCACCAUCGGAGCUCUUUCAAUUAUAUUAUUAAUCUAAUAAUACACAAUACAUAACAUAAUAUAUGUAAACUGUUAAUAUCAAGUGAUUCAAAACGUGUGUGUGUCGAUUACAUUCGGAGUUAAGCCAGAAAUAUCUCUUUUUGGUAUCCUGAAAAUAGCUAGUGAAAGGUCCCUAAUACUAUUUUCACUAAACAUAAACAUUUUCUUGAUUUUUUAACUAAUAUGCCAAAAUAUUGAUCAGUAAAUAUCGCUUCUUCAUUUCAAGAAUGUAAUAUGUAAUAUAAGACGAUGUUAGUAACCAAUUCCUAAAAGCAACCUAUAAGAUUAAAUUAUAUUACCACUAAAAAAAAUAACGAGAAUCUAAAUUUUGUAUCCAAAUUACUAGAUUAUAAGGUAACCAAACAGAUACAGAUGAUUUUAAGAUUUUAUAAUGUUAAUACUAUAUUCUGAAAUUAAAUUUUGUGGUAAUGAUUAACUAGAAAAAUAUUUAGAAAUAAUUAAUCUGAAAAAUGGUAUAUUUAUUAACCCCAGUGAUAUUUCUAAAUAAAAUGAUGAUGUACCCUGAGGAUUCUUCACGAUAGUACCUACCAUUUAUCUAUCAGAAUUUAGUUUCAUAUCACGUAUUUGUAUAGACAAUUGUUUAAGAAAUCCAGUGAUAUAACAGUUUGUAAAAUUAAUUUCAGUCUGUAGAUCAUGGCGAUAACGAAAUUGUUUUAAUUCAUUUUACAUUCCUUGUUUUAUUAUAAUAUUUAGAAAUGUACAAUGUUAGAAGGGAAUACAAAUAUAGAAAUAUUUGUAUAAUGGGUUAAGUCAGUUCUUGAACAUAAACAUGAAACUUUCUUGCGUUCUACCUCAGAGCUUACCCUUUAAGAUAAUUUAUUAUUUAAGUUCCGUACGUUAUCCUGGUUAUGUUUGUCUUGACUUAACAGAUGUUGGCCACGUACUUGCCUAUCACUUAGUUAAGGAACUUUAAAAUUAUUGAAAACCUCUUCAUAUCUUUCUGUUAUAGCAAGAAUGACUUUGAGCUUAUGAAUUCUACUUUUGUACACCACAUUCACGUUUCAUACGUUUACAUACGCAGAGUUCAAAAUUUUAUAAAACAAUAAAUAAUCUCGAAUCUUUAAUAAUUUGUGCAGUUCAAGUGUAUACAAAUAGCCUAUUAUUGUAAACGUAUACAACACUGAAUUGUCAAAAAAUAGAAAAAGAAAAACUGAAAACCCAUGCAGUUAGUAAGAAAACCAGGGUACAUUCAAAGUUUGUUCUCUGGAUA